AUGUCGAUGUUCCGGGCGAAGAAGCUCGACCUGGGCUGCUUCGUCAACGUCAAGGUCAUCCGCGACCACACCAAGCGGAAGGUGUACGAGAAGUUCGAGGCGGAGAGGGGUUUGCUGCAGGCACAGGAGAAGAGGAGCAAGCAAGCCCUCCGCUACAUCAUCCGCAACACGACGCUCCCGCCGCGCGUGCGCGCAGAGGCCCAGCUGCAGCUGACGCAGAUGCACUGCUACACGAACCCGACGCAGAUCCGCAACCGGUGCAUACUCGGCGGCAAGGGACGGGGUAUCUUUAGCGACUUCAAGAUGUCGAGGUAUAACUUCCGGCUUCAGGCUAUCGCGGGCUCUUUGCCUGGUGUGCAAAAGGCGAGUUGCAAGCUCUCUGCCUCUUGCGGCAGCCACAUCACCUUCCUUGCCUUCUCCUUUCUUACCAUAUCGGACACCCGCAACAUCAUCAAUUCCCAAUCCUGCGGCGAAAUCUGCUGCACCAGAAAUCCAAAGAUGUUUCGACGACGCUGGUCUGGUCUCCCAGAGGACCCUGUCUUCCCUACUGACUUGGAGAAACUCGGCUACUUCGUCGAGCCCAAGUCGGACGAGAUCCGCCUCAUUGCCAACCCGACCUACUACUUCAAGUACUUCAUCUCCAAGAACGCGCGUCACAACGACCGCCAGCGUUUCGCCUUCAAUACUGCCGUCCAGGCACAGCUCAUCCACCCGCGCCUCGAGGCCCUGGGCCUGGCCAAGCUGGCCCUGCCCCUCGGCGCCACGGACGCUGCCACCCCAGACGACGACGACGACAAGAAGAAGAAGCAGCCCCCUCACGUCCCCAUCUUCGUCUCUUCAGGCCUCAAGGACAAGAAGCGCGUGGUCGUCAUCUUCGGCGAGAGCGAGCAGGAGCUAGGAGUCAUCGCGCACAGGGUCAUCGGCGGGCCGGGCGGCGUGGACAAGGGCAGCAUGGUGGGCAUCGCCAGGGCGCUCCUCCAGAACAACAACAACAACAAUAACAACACCCAGGGCCAGGACCAAGGCCAGGACGACAGCAGCGGCCCCGGCCUCAUCCUCGCCAACACGGGCGAGCUCUGGUGGUGGCCCGAGGGCGGGCGGGGCCUCACGCCGCGCGGGUCCCAGGGCGCGCCGAUGCGCAGCGCCGUGCACUGGGGGCGGUUCCGCGACGCGCGGGUGAACGCCAUCCCGGGGAACGAGAGCGCGGGCGCGCACGUCGCCUGCGUGUUCGGCCAGGUGCUCGGCAACGCGGAGCUCGUGGCCCAGGACGCGGCCCUGCAGGUCGUCGGCGUCGGCGACGGCGCGGCCGCUGUGGAGCGGUUCCUGGACCGGAACUGGGCGCGCUGGGGCGGAGGAGGCAGGGUCGGGUGCCUGGCUAUGUUUGGCUCUGCCGUUGAGGAUGCCUCGGUACGGGAUGGGGGCUUCAGGAAGUUUCUGAGGGAGAAAGCCCGCCUCUACAUCACCUGCCAGGAGCCCGUCGGCACGCCCAUCUCUGGCCCGGACGGCAACGACAAGACCGUCCUCCCCACUGACUACGGCACCCACAUCUUCAGCUCCGGCGAGAAGUACUACACCGAGCUGACCCUCAUCAAGGCCAGAGACGCCCUCCUCGCCUGGCUGGCCGAGGUCGACCGUGUAGGCGCGGGCUAUGUCAAUCCUGAGGUGGAGGUCACGUAUGCCGACGAGCUGGUUGACGAGGCGCCUACCUGGGGCGACGGCGGUGGUGGUGCGUGGGAGGACCGCCCGGCUGAGUUUGGAGCUCAGAUGCGAACGCGCCAGGAGGACGAGGAGGAGGGUGCCCUGGAGAUCAUCAGCCGCGAGGAGUGGGAGGAUCGAAAGAGGAAGGAGGGCAAGCUGGAUGCCGCUGUCCCCGACAAUGUCUUUGUCGUCGACAAGCGCAAAGAAGAAGAUUAA
Diaporthe amygdali is the source of this 1914-nucleotide messenger RNA. Its product is annotated as mitochondrial 40s ribosomal protein mrp2. NCBI's taxonomy places the organism in Eukaryota, Fungi, Ascomycota, Sordariomycetes, Diaporthales, Diaporthaceae. Gene Ontology annotation, molecular function: structural constituent of ribosome; siRNA binding. The record is from RefSeq and is a predicted model, not a curated record. The coding region runs from base 1 to 1914 and encodes 637 amino acids. The transcript has 7 exons. Gene Ontology annotation, biological process: translation; regulatory ncRNA-mediated heterochromatin formation. Gene Ontology annotation, cellular component: nucleus; ribosome.